GGCUUUCCUGAAAGCCCAGCGUUAAGGAGAGACUGGACUUUCGUCAACAAGCGCUCGGAAUGGCGACUUCAAAUGUUGUAGUAAGUUUAGGGAACGAAUUUAGUGCGUUUUUGUGAUAGAAAUUUGACCAUUCCAUUAAAGACCUUUUUUCUAACAGCCCAAAAUAUAUAGUGGCGUGAUCGAAGAAGUGAUCAAGAAUGUGCGAGACAGUUUCUUGAACGAAGGGGUCGAUGAACAAGUCCUUCAAGAAUUAAAACAGGUAAGAGAGCGGUUAAUGAGGCAGAGUAAACAAGAAAAGACAAAUCUUCAAAUUAUCGUCUUCCUGUUGAUGUUAAACAACGACCCAGUAGACAGCGCCAUAAUUCUUCCUUCACGAGAGUCGUCCACGAAUGUGCGAAAACCUGUGACGCGCAUAAAUAUUGACGAAGGAAAGAUUCAUCUAAAUUUUGCUCCUAUUCCACAUUCUGUGAAACAUUAAAAAUGUUUCAAAGAGUUAAAGGGAAAAUUUCCAUGAAAUUGUGAUUUUUGUGUUCUUUUAUUUGCUCGGUGAUUCAUUCACAGACUCAGCUGGGCUUUUUCCAGCUUUCUCUCACCAUAUGAUCAAUUUAACUCCCAAAGUGUGAAUUGACGAAUGCGCUCGUGCAGAAAGAAGCCUUCAUUUCUAAUCAAGCUUCACGAAAAUUUAUAAUCCCCAUCCUUUACCAAUCCGAUUGUUUGUCACAGUAUUUGUACCGUCAUUUUGGACGCCAUUGUUAUUCGUGUAGAGCAAGAAUUGUCGAGUACUGGCAAAGAAGGGAUUAGAGUGGUUAGGUACACAGGCUGAGCAAAAUGUGUCAUAAGGCACUGGGUCAGAGUGGUUAGUUAAUCGGGGAAGGGGUGACACAGUAUUUCGUCUGUACUUACCCGAGUUAAAAUUGGUUCUCAGACACUCUGGAUAUUCUGUAAUUUUAAUGAGAGAAAACCCCAGGAAAAUGCUGAAAUGGCAUUUCAGGUUAUUGAAAUUUAACCAAUUUGAGGGAGAACAUAUCCCCAAAUCCUUCCCUUGAAGCAUGUUUUUUUUUUCUUUUUUUUUUUUUGCAUUUGACAGUAUUUGGUAAUGCCUGAUCACUAGAUAGACUUCCUUCUACACUGAAUUUUCUUAUAACCCUUAGCCAAAAAAAAUGUGAGAUUUUUAUUUUUUAGAACUGGUGGUACACUUUUGCCAGAUGUCAAAUGUGAGAUGACUCCACAGGAAAUGUAAACAAACUGAUUGCCAAGAUCUGUCUUGGAACAAAUGGAAAUUUUUUCCAUAUUUAAAAAAUUCACUUGUCCAAGAGAGGAACCUUUAAUUUUGAUAAAUUUACCAUUUUUGUCAAUGUCUAGGGAAUUUGGGCUUGACAAGGGUAAUAAAUGAAGUCAGAAUCUUGUCAAUGUCUAGGAAAUUUGGGCUUGAUUAGGGUUAUGAAUGAAGUCAGAAUCUUGAAAAAAAUUAACACUUAAGUUUGAUUUAGAUAUGAGAUCUGCAUUUUCACCAAUUAUUUGCUAAACUUGGAUGGCUUGAAUGCCAAGCUAACUGGCUUGCAUAAUAAAUGAUCCAAGAUCACUGAUUUGUAUGAUUUCACACUUUGAGUCAAACAGCCACUCUUUUAUAUACUGAUGUAAAUCAACUUGUCCUAUUAGUAGAAGAGUACUUGUAGAUUAUUCAAAUGAAUAACAAAAUCCAUUAUUUCAAUUAUGAACUGAAGAAGAUAAACACCUUCAAAGUAAAUAGAAAGGUCAAUAUUCAAAUAUUUUACAUCAAAUCUUGCUCUAUACUAGUAAAAUUUGUUGGGACCUCACAGUAAUUUUAUUGAAAAAGAGAGAUAGGAUCCCUUUUCAAAUACUGCAUUUUCAACAAUGAGUUAAUGACUAACUUUCAUUUCUUUAGAUUUGGGAAAGUAAGCUCCUUCAGUCGAGAGCUGUAGAUUGGAUGCCAGCAGAGGGUCACCAGGUGACCAGACCACACCAGUACACUUACCCUCAUGGUCCACCUAUUGCCCGGCAAGUUCAGGAACCUAGAGAAGGUAUGAUCAUCAUAGGUCUGACUAUCAGGGGAAGGAAAAUUUUUAGAGUGCAUGUGACCUUACCUUCUACCCCUUUGAAAAAGGAUCAUUUGAAAUGUCUCAUGCAUGUGAAGCUUAUUUCAGGAUGCAUAUCUAUUAUGAACAUAGCAAUGGGUUACAUGUAGUUUGCUGAAGAGUUCUCUUUAAGGCAGUGGUAGAGCAUGGCAAAGCUGGAUCAGAAGCCAUGGGGUUCAAUUCCUUGUGUUGUGUUUUGUCCACUCUCAUGACCAUAUGAUUAACCCUUUCACUCCAAACAUCUUGUUAGUAAUUCUCCCUACUGUCAGCUACACAAACCUUAUGAUGUUUGUUUGGAGAAUUUGGUAUUGGAUCAAGUAAUAAUCCCCCUAAUUGACCUUUUUCUUCAUUCUCAUCUCUUGUCUGCAAAAUAUUGUUUUGAUGUUGUUAGGAGAAAUCCACCUUGGUCAUUCAUGGGAAUUAUAGGGAUAACAUCUUUUGUCUUGUCAUUCCUGAGCUCACAGUAAAUCCUUUUUCUUUUUCUUAUGCCUAUUUGUGGUGAAGACAAGACAAAUGUGGGUGUCUUGUGCAUGUGGAUUCAAGGUUUUUCUCAUUUUGUUGAAUAACUACAAUUUAAAUAAACAGACCUCAUUAAUGGUUGUUUAUAACUUUUGAUUUUUAUAGUAAAUAUUGCUCCUGCAGCUGUAACUGUACCUGAAGCUGCAACUCCCCAGCAAGCAGCCAGUGGACACACAGCUAUAUUGUACCCAUCAACUCAUGCUCAUGCACUUAGUCAAAUGGUAUGAGAAGCAGUGUUUGUUGAAUGUGCAAUGGAUUUUUUAAGUAUAUAUGAUCAUUAUAUAUAUAUAUAUAUAUAUGUUUUUUUUCAAAGAACAAAGAUAUUACACUGCUGCAGAUGUGAUCAAUAAAUGCGAGUUGUCAUUAAUUUUUUCUAAGUUUUCACCGAUCCUCUGCUUCAUCAGAGUGGUGAUGCUCAUGGGGACUCAGAAUUAUUUUUUUUGUCUUAUACUGGUGAUAAGAGGAAAAACACCUUUCCCCUCCUCUUCAUCUAUUCCUGUUGCGAAAAGAGGGUAGUUUCCAUUGUGAUAAAUGAAAGAGAGCACCUCUCCAUUAUUUUUGUGUUUUUGCCUCUUACAAAAAUGUACAGGUAUUUAGGUGAUUUCUGUUAUACAUGCCUUGGUUAUAAGUCAGGUUAAUAUCAUUGUUUACUUUAGACAGCUGCAGCUUCAGCAGCAACAAUGGCCAUUCCUGAAAACCUGUCCCAAAUUCAGCAAGGUAGUACAUAUGGUGAGCUUGUUGGACACAUUAUUAUUAUUAUUAUUAUUACUAUUAGUAUUGAUUUUGUUAAUGGUAAUGAAACAACAGAUGUACAUGUACAAUACAUUCUGUGCAAUGUACACAUUGUAGUCAUGGGGUCGUGGAAAAUUAUGAAAGGCGUGGAAUUGUACAAUAUCAUUGUCCUGCUCAGAGGUUCAUGGAAUUUGUGCUUGGGUUAUUUGAACUCUUUGAAAAUGAAAGAAAUAUGAUAUUUUUUAGAAAAACUUUAGGAAAAUUGUCGUCAUUACUUAAUCAUUUUCAUCUGACUUUGGGCAUAACAUCUGCAUCUUACAACCUGUAGGGUCAUUGAUAGUCACUGACUAUUAUUUUAUAAUUUUGAAAUAGUACAAAACUUUUAAAAUGUGUUUAGUUGUAGACCACAUUUUUUUAUUCUUUAUUUUAUUUGUACUUUAAACAGUAUAUCCCACCGUGAGGACAAUACACUCAACACCACAAGUUGGAAACCUUCAACAGCAAGUUAUAAAUGCUACACAACCUCGCACAAUUACUGGAACUCAACAAGUCAUUCAUGCACAACCCCAAACUGCAAUUGUCCAUGGCGCUCAGACAUCUGCAGCCAGAGUCCCACAGCAGGUUAUCCAAAUGGCUCAGUUACCGACAGGAAAUAAACAUGUUAGUAGAGAGCUACUGUUAUUAGUAAAACCUUUAAGAGGCACAACCUUGUUAGGGUGACUCCUUGGAGGGGGGUGGGGGUGGUUGUGUAGUCUAGUUUCAGGACUAGGAGUCCAAGGGAGGAUUGCAAGGGCAUUGCCUUGUGCAUGUACAUUUGCUCAUUUUUCUUUACUGCUUUACUUCCCUCCACCCCCUCCUUCAACUUUUUAUUGUAUUUGUACUGGGGUUGGCAGUGGGUCCAUUGUGAAGGUGACCUCCUUGUUGCCAGGAAGAUUGCUGCUCUUCUCUGUCACUACCUUAGUGGCACCUACCUUCCAAUACUAUAAAUGAAGCAUUUUAACUUGUAUUUUCCUAUACAACAAACCCUAUGAACCCUCUCACCCAUAAGAUCAAAAUUUUAAAUUAUCUGCACUUUCUGUCAUAAUUAUAUUUCUUUUGAUUUUUGCUUUGAGAAUUGCUAAAUCAAACAAUAUCCUUAAGUUGAUAUUUUUGUCUCUUCUCAACUCAUUUCUGCCGAAAAUGUGUUGAUACUUGAAAGACAAAUUUUCCUCUGGGACUAAAAGGUUUAGAUUUCCCCUUAACCUCACUGUGCACAAACACACGUAUACCUAUAGACAAAACUUAUGGUUUACUCUACCAUUUGCAGUUUUAUCCAAAAAAAAUUAACAAACACUUAAAAAAAAUAGAGGAAGAUACUUAUCAUCUUGUCACAAGCGUAGAGCAAUAAAAACCUCUGAGUUCCCAGAGUCUCUGUGGCUCAGUGGUAGAGCAUCGGAGCGUGGAAUCCGAAGGUCUGAGGUUCGAUUCCUUGUGAGGACUCGGAAUUUUUUCUUUGUCCCACGCUCGUGACAAGACGAUAAAAAUCUUUCCCUAUUUCUCUACCGAGCUCAAAACUUACCAUCCCUCUUGUUCUAUUUAAACCAAACAAAAUUAUUUCAUCUCUUUUUUUUAAUCCUUUUCUUUUCUACAAUGAAUUUAUUUGAAAAAUAAAUUUGAUAUCUGCUUUUCAGCCUUCAGGGGUACCAGUCAUUCAAGUUGAUGGGGCUAAUGAUAGUGACAGUGAUGAUGAUGACGACGAUGAUGAUGAUGACGACGACGAAGACAAAAAAGACAAAUCUCAAGAUGGAGGAGAAGAAGGAGCUGAAUUAGAAGUUUGUACAGUUUAUUAGGGAUUAUACAUGUAAAAAUUUCCAGUGCAGUCGGUUGUAAUCCAAUUGUGUGGGGCUUGUCAAUGUCUGUGUAUGUGCGCUAGGUGCAGCUGCUAGGCAAGUGAGAGGUUUAAAUGGACAUGUAAGUGUAUUAGUGCUACGGAAACAGGGUUGACCGACAUUUGUUUAAACCGUUAGUCCCUAAGAGUGGCUAGCAUCCAAUUUCUUCUCACUCUACCUCCAUUGAAUCCAACAAUAAGGUCAUAAUAACAAUGAAGUUCUUGAUUGUUUUAAUAAAUGAUCCUACAUGUUUUAGUACAGUGUGGAGAACACAGUGGAGAUGUGGAUACUGAUGUUGAGGCGUGAAGUGUUAGUUGGUCUUGUAACGUUUUUAUGACCACUCAAAGUGUUUUUGGUGUGCGGUAAACUUGUUAAUUUGACAGAGUUUCUAUUACCUAACAUGUUCUAUAUCACACACACUGGAGACUGAUGUAGUGGUAUCGUGGGUGAUUCUACCAGCAUCUGCUUCAAGUUAUACUCAGAGUCUCUCUUUUAGGCUUUAAUGCAAGACAGCAACCUGUAACCCUAACAAUCUCUCUUCACCUAAAACUACGAGCUGGACCAGUUCAUUGACUAGAAAACAUGUACACAUAGGCGCUCGUUUGGUAUUAGCCAGCGAGAGGGUCCAUAUUAAUGACACUGCAGAACGCGCGGUUCUCCGCCCGCGGGAAAAUUCGAGACGAGUGGGGGAGAAGUUUGCCAGGGGUCUUGCUCCAGUAUUAGUGUUAGACCCCCUGCAGACCUCUGGCUGACUCGCUUUGCUCAAGGCGUCUUACUUUCUCGCUGGCGAGAAAACGCUCGCGCGGAAGCACUUCUACCAAAGGCUUGGGGCCUAGGAAAAGUUAGAAUGGAAGGUUAUGAUAAACGCACUAAUAAAUGUUCUCUCGUUGGAACCUGCCACUGUAUUUAUCACGUAAUUCUGCUUCUUUCUUUUCACUCGAGCAAUUUUGAAAGUCAAACAAAAUGCUUAGCGAUUACUUCUGUUAGUAUUUUGCGGAAAUAAUUUAUAUUCUUUAUGUGAAAUCUUUAAAUUAUAGGACGAAGAUCCUCUUAAUUCAGAUGAUGACGUGUCUGAUGAUGAUCCCACGGAUUUGUUUGACACAGAUAACGUUGUCGUGUGUCAGUUUGACAAGGUAAGUGCGUGAUCAUGAACAAUCUAUUCUGCAAUACUGAAAAUUUUAUUUCGUGAGUGUUCCCCGUCUGAGAUACAACAAACUUUCUCUCUGGGAUAUGCGGUUUAGUCCAGACUCCGUCUUUUCUAGGACAGCGUCCACUUAACAGGCUGAACAUUACUCUUUGGUUCUGAUCUGAUUCCUUCACGGCAAAGAGAAACCCUCCAAAAAUUUCCCUCGCUCUCAACGCAGGCUUCGUAGCUCAGUUGGCAGUAACCACCCAACUAGUAUCAAGGAGGCACGGGUUCAAAUCUCGUCGAGGCCGAGUAUUUCCAGGUUACUUUCCUAUAAUUGCUGAAACUGCAGUCCAGCUGCAAGGAUCAUUUCUUUGCUUGACUUUAUGAUUCCUUACUUUCAGAUUGCGCGCUCGCGAAACAAGUGGAAGUUCCACCUGAAAGACGGAAUUAUGAAUCUGAAAGGAAAGGACUACGUGUUCCAAAAGGCAAAUGGCGAAGCAGAAUGGUAGCCUAUAUGAUGGGCGUUAGUUAUCAUUAAUUGUUAAAAAGUAUCAAAAGUGUAAAAAUAGAAGCGAAAAAUUUUUAAGAGAUCCAAUAACAUGAAAACUCGUUCAAUCAUUUCUGUUCCAUUUGACAUCUGAAUUGAUGGCUCGUUGACAUUGUCGUCUGAACGUGUGUGAGUGGAAAAUUAUGCAAACAUUAUGAAUUUGUGUUUUGUUCAUGUUCUUGUACACUUAGUCUACACUACUCAGUUGUUAAAGGACGCCUGCUGCUUAAGAUCUCCAUGCUGUU
Molecule: messenger RNA, 7136 nt
Organism: Pocillopora meandrina
Lineage: Eukaryota; Metazoa; Cnidaria; Anthozoa; Scleractinia; Pocilloporidae
Source: the annotation of a GenBank genome assembly